Molecule: messenger RNA, 2120 nt
Organism: Ruditapes philippinarum (Manila clam)
Lineage: Eukaryota; Metazoa; Mollusca; Bivalvia; Venerida; Veneridae
Product: glutamate-rich WD repeat-containing protein 1-like
Exons: 6
Coding region: 34-1365 (443 amino acids)
Molecular function (GO): protein binding
Source: RefSeq, a predicted model, not a curated record
UGAAGGUGAAGGCUAUUUCAAACCGGAAACAGCAUGUCAGAUAUGGACGAAAAUAUCAGCGAGGAAGAAAUGGGAGAAGAAGAAGAUUCUGGGUCGGAAAUGGAGGAGGAGGAUACUGAAACAGGUCCACCACAAGCAUAUCUUCCUGGACAACCACUUAAUGAGGACGAGGAACUUGUAUGUGACGAAUCAGCAUAUGUCAUGUACCACCAAGCUCAAACAGGUGCGCCAUGCUUGAGUUUUGAUGUGAUACAAGACCGUCUGGGAGAUAGCAGGGAGGAGUUCCCACUCACAUGUUAUAUUGUAGCUGGCACUCAAGCACAAAGAGGCAAAUCCAACCAUGUGAUAGUGAUGAAAAUGAGUGAAUUGAAACGCACAAACAAACCUAAAGAAGAUGAUGAAGAAGAUGACGAUGAUGAGAGUAGUGAAAGUGAUGAUGAGGACCAACCGGAACUUGAAACAGCUGUUAUAAACCAUCCAACCGGAUCUGUUAAUAGAAUUAGGGCUACGCAAUACAAUGGUAAAUCACUAGCAGCAACCUGGUCUGAUAAGGGAAAAGUUCAUAUCUGGGACCUGUCUCGACCAAUGCAGGCAGUAGAUGAUCCUCAAGUUAUGAGUGUUUACACAAGAAAUGAUGAAUCCCCAGAGGCUUUAUUUACAUUUACUCAUCAGACAGAAGGUUAUGCUAUGGACUGGGCACAAACCUCGCCAGGAAGACUUCUGACUGGUGAUUGUAAGAAAAAUAUACAUUUAUGGAACCCGCAGGAAGGAGGGACUUGGCAGGUUGACCAGAGACCAUUCAGUGCUCACACUUCCUCAGUAGAGGAUAUACAAUGGUCACCUAAUGAAAAUAAUGUAUUUGCCUCCUGUUCUGUUGACAAGAGUAUAAGGGUAUGGGAUUGCAGGGCAUCUCCCAGUAAAGCCUGUAUGUUGACAGUAGAAGAUGCUCAUGAUAGGGAUAUCAAUGUUAUACACUGGAAUAGAGGUGAACCGUUCAUACUGUCCGGUGGAGACGAUGGAAUACUGAAAAUCUGGGACUUGAGACAGUUUCAGCAUGGUAAACCAGCAGCUUUGUUCAAACAUCACACAGCUCCUAUCACCUCGGUAGAAUGGCAUCCGACAGAUAGUUCCGUAUUUGCUGCAGCCGGUUCAGACGAUCAGAUCUCACUUUGGGAUCUCGGUGUUGAAAAAGACUCUGACACAGCAGGUUCCUCUGAGACCGAACCGGAAGUCCCGGCUCAGUUAUUGUUUAUUCACCAAGGACAGACUGAUAUAAAGGAGCUACACUGGCAUAAACAAUUACCAGGAGUGAUUUUAAGUACAGCUCAUAGUGGCUUUAAUGUGUUUAGAACAAUAAGUGUAUAGAGAUGCGAGAAUAUUAAAAUAAUCUUUUUAAGAGGUACACAAGUCUGAAAUUGUUUCUGUUUCCUAAGGGAGCAGUAUUUUAGAGAAAAGCAUAAAAUGUAUUGUUCAUGGCAUAAUUCUGAUUCAUGGUUGUGGAGUUUUGUGAUACCCAGGCCUGCAGUUGAAAAAAAUUACACAGAUCAAUAUGUUUCCAAUGUUGUAUCGAAAAAUACAUUAUGCCUGGUAGACCAUAGUUAUUUUGGAAGACAUUGAAGAAUGAAUUACAUGUAAUUAGAUUAUAUGACAUUAACGUGUACGAGACUAGCUUCUAAAUGAAAUAUAUACAGCAGGAAAUUAAGUUUAUAUGGUUCCCGGAUGAAAUAUUUUGUCAAUCUUUGUUAAGAUUUUGUUUAAGAAUAAAGAAUAAGAUUAAAAAAUCUCCACUUAAAGUUUUGAACCUUGACAUUUUGAAUUCUAUCACAGAUCAACUUGAGAUAUAAAAUGCAAGAGUAUGAAAAGAUAAUGUAGAAAAAUUCAUUUGUGAGAUUCUUAGCCAGAUCAAGGUUAUAUGCAUUCAGAGGCUCUCUUUUUGGCAUGUUGCACAAUAAAAAAACGAUUAUUCUGGAAAAACUUAAUGAGCGAUUGAUCUGAAAUUUUACACAGAAGUUAUUUGAUCAGACAGAUCUAUGACCACUGCACACCCUAUCUUGUAUAAUGUAAACAAAAUUAUGUUAAAUGAUGAGAAAGUAACAGAUUUUAUCAGGCAAAACACUAAA